Messenger RNA from Sordaria macrospora k-hell, 1785 nucleotides. RefSeq lists its product as uncharacterized. Gene Ontology annotation, molecular function: IMP cyclohydrolase activity; phosphoribosylaminoimidazolecarboxamide formyltransferase activity. Gene Ontology annotation, cellular component: cytosol. Lineage: Eukaryota; Fungi; Ascomycota; Sordariomycetes; Sordariales; Sordariaceae. The record is from RefSeq and is a predicted model, not a curated record. Gene Ontology annotation, biological process: 'de novo' IMP biosynthetic process.
AUGGCUGCCCACCAGAGAAUCGCCAUUGUGUCGGUCUACGACAAGACCGGCCUCCUCGACCUGGCCAAGGGCCUCGUCCAGCACAAUGUCCGUAUCCUCGCCUCUGGCGGUACCGCCAAGAUGAUCAGGGAGUCUGGCUUCCCUGUCGAGGAUAUCUCGGCCAUCACAAAGGCCCCCGAGAUGCUGGGUGGUCGCGUCAAGACCCUCCACCCCGCUGUCCACGCCGGUAUCCUCGCCCGCGAGCUCGCCUCCGACGAGAAGGACCUCGCUGAGCAGAACAUCGACAAGGUUGACUAUGUCAUCUGCAACCUUUACCCCUUCAAGGAUACUGUGGCCAAGAUCAACGUCACCGUUCCCGAGGCCGUCGAGGAGAUCGAUAUUGGCGGUGUCACCCUUAUCCGCGCCGCCGCCAAGAACCACGCUCGUGUCACCAUCCUGAGCGACCCCAACGACUACGCCGAGUUCCUCAAGGAGCUCGAGUCUGGCGAGAUCAAGGACUCCAGCCGUCAGCUCUAUGCCCUCAAGGCCUUCGAGCACACCGCCGACUACGAUGCUGCCAUCUCCGACUUCUUCCGCAAGCAGUAUGCUGGCCAGGGUCUCCAGUACCUCCCUCUCCGUUAUGGUGCCAACCCCCACCAGAAGCCUGCUGCUGCCUACGUCAAGGAGGGCAAGCUUCCCUUCACCGUUGUCAACGGUGCCCCCGGCUACAUCAACCUCCUCGAUGCCCUCAACGCCUGGCCCCUCGUCAAGGAGCUCAAGAAGGCUCUCGGCAAGCCUGCCGCCGCCAGCUUCAAGCACGUCUCUCCCGCCGGUGCUGCCAUUGGCCUUGAGUUGACUGCCGAUGAGCGCAAGGUCUACAUGGUCGAUGAUAUCCCCGGUAUCGAGACCUCUCCCCUUGCCCAGGCCUAUGCCCGCGCCCGUGGUGCCGAUCGCAUGAGCAGCUUCGGUGACAUGAUUGCUCUCAGCGACGUUGUCGAUGUCCCUACUGCUACCAUCAUUAGCAAGGAGGUUUCGGAUGGUGUUAUCGCGCCCGGCUUUGAGCCCGCCGCCAUUGAGAUUCUCAAGAAGAAGAAGGGUGGUCGUUACCUCGUGCUCCAGGUUGACCCUGAGUUCGAGCCCAGCAAGAGCGAGACCCGCACCGUCUUCGGUGUCACUCUCGCCCAGGGUCGCAACGAUGUUGAGAUCUCUCCCGAGACCUUCUCCACCAUCAUCACUCCCAAGGAUGGCACUCUCCCCGAGAACGCCCAGCGCGAUCUCACCAUCGCCACCAUUGUCGCCAAGUAUACUCAGAGCAACUCGGUCUGCUACGCUGCUAGAGGCCAGGUAGUUGGCUUGGGUGCCGGUCAGCAGUCCAGAAUUCACUGCACUCGCCUUGCUGGUGACAAGGCCGACAACUGGUGGUUGCGCUUCAACCCCCGCGUCAUUGGCAUCAAGUGGAAGAAGGGUGCCAAGCGCCCCGACAAGAGCAAUGCCAUCGAUCUUCUCGUCAGCGGUCAGCUCCCUAAGGACGGUCCUGAGCGCGAGCAGUUCGAGGCUUUCUUCGAGGAGGUCCCUGCUGCUUUCACCGAGCAGGAGAAGAACGAGUGGAUGUCCAAGCUCACCGAUGUCUGCGUCUCCUCUGACGCUUUCUUCCCCUUCAUCGACAAUGUCUACCGCGCCGCUCGCUCCGGCGUCAAGUACAUUGCCGCCCCCAGCGGUAGCCAGAACGACGGUCCCGUCUUCGAGACCGCCGAGAAGCUCGGCAUCACCUUCGUCGAGCAGAACACCCGUCUGUUCCACCACUAA